Ornithodoros turicata is the source of this 2397-nucleotide messenger RNA. RefSeq lists its product as uncharacterized. NCBI's taxonomy places the organism in Eukaryota, Metazoa, Arthropoda, Arachnida, Ixodida, Argasidae. The transcript has a single exon. The coding region runs from base 1 to 2397 and encodes 798 amino acids. The record is from RefSeq and is a predicted model, not a curated record.
AUGCCUGGGGUGCGCCACUUUUGCUGCCCAAGAUGCAACUGGAAGACUGUGACCCUAAAAUGUCUUUUCCGACACUUUCGCACGUGCCAUGGACAUGAGGGCAACUGGGUGUGCGGUUUAAAUCAGUGCAUGAGAACCUUCCAACGGUACUCAGCAUACCGACGACAUGUUACACACCAGCAUAAAAGUCUGCUUGAGGAGGACGCAGUGGAAACUUCCCAUGAACCACAAGCAAGUCUUCAUGGUGAGCCAGAGACCAGCAGCCCUGGACCCAGUGACCAGGUUGAUCAUGAACAAGACCCUGAGACAGACUGCGGAGUUCUAACACGAGACAGUGUGAAGGAGUUUGCUCUGCUAAUUCUCAAAUGGAAAGAAGGGAGGCGUAUACCAGAUUCCACUGUUAAUGAAAUUGUGAAUGAUAUCAUGCUGUACAUUCAAGGACUGCUUGAACAAGGCUGUGACAUUCAAGAAAGGUUGACAUCAGUUGUGGAGCAGAGUAUGGAGCAGUUGAGCACCAAAAAUGGCCGGGAGUCCUAUUGGAAGUUGUUCUUGCCGUUUGUGGAGCCACGCACGAUUGUCCUCGGGCAAACUGAAAACGGUGCGACCAAUGUGUGCCAUUACGUCCCAAUAUGUGAGGUAUUGAAACAUUUGCUGCAGUCCCCAGGUAUGGCUGAACAACUACGCCCAUCAACAUCACACAAUGGUUAUCUCACAUCGGUGUUUGAUGGAACAGCAUUCCAUGAUCACGCAUACUUCCGUGGGGACAAAUCGAAACUGUGCAUGCAGCUAUAUAGCGACGAGUUCGACCCUCUAGGAAGUAAAAGAGGACCUCUUGAAGUAUGUGACCCUCUAGGAAGUAAAAGAGGACUGCACAAACUGAUGGCAGUGUAUUUCUCCAUUCUAAACUUGCCACAGAAAUCUAGAUCAUCACUUUCGAGCAUCCACCUUGCUCUGCUUGUGAAGGACAAACAUGUCAGUACGUACGGGCUGAACAGCAUUCUUCGCCCACUUUUGGAAGAUGUUGUCCGUCUUGAGACUGAAGGCAUUGAGGUUGAAGGUCAUCCGAUAAAAGGAACAGUAUUUGUAGUUACCGGGGACAAUUUAUCACAACCUAGACUUGGUGGAUUUAAGUGCAGUUUCUCGCAUGGAAGGAUCUGCAGAUUCUGUCUGGCUCUUCGCCAUGAAAUCAACAUCAAGCAUAUUGAACAGGAGUUUGUACUCCGUACACCUAGUGGUCAUCAACAUCAUUUAACAAUGCACAAUGCUGGUGCACCCACAGUGUCACUUUACGGUGUAAAAGAGCCAUGCGAACUGACGUUCUCCGGAUUUGAUCCUACGCAACACUUGCCACCUGACGUCAUGCACGACAUUCACGAAGGGGUCUUGCCAUUUGCUAUAAAACACAUACUUUCAAACCUCAUUUCUUUAAAAUUUUUCUCCAUUGAUGACCUCAACAAGGAAAUAAUUCAUUUUGGGUACUCCACAUAUGACAACAGAAACAAGCCACAGCCUGUGUCAAGAGAAUUCAUCCAUGGCACCGGAAGCAUGAAGGGAAAUGCUAGUCAAAUUUUUUGUUUUUUCCGGCAUUUGUCUCUCUAUGUGGGAGAUCGUGUACCCUCUGAUUGUCCUGCAUGGAAAGUAUAUACACUACUGAGGCAGGUAGUUGACCUGAUAAUGUGCAGAAGGAUCCCUGUGUCCUGUGUACCGUACUUGCAGCGUCUCAUUUAUUUCUUCUUGAUGGACUUUCACAGCCUUUUUCCAUCUGUUGCAACACCACCCAAGAUGCACUACCUAAUUCACUAUCCUUCAUAUAUCUAUAGGUAUGGACCUCUAAUCAACCUAUGGGCAAUGCGCUUUGAAGCGAAGCACCAAUACUUCAAAGACAUUGCGCGCAAAAUUCGCAACUUCAGAAACAUAACUUUUAGUCUGGCUACAAGGCAUCAAUACCUGCAGAUGUACCUCUUCUCACAAUCCCACUGCGAAGCCAAGUUGACCACAACUGGAAGCAGACCUUGCAUCCUUGAGCACGUACCUGACGUUUUAAAGAAUUUUCUAUGUGCUGAGAACAUCAGUUCUGAUAAUAUAAUUGUGGUGAAGUCCAUAACAGUUGAUGGCGCUGUGUACUCAUCAGGCUCUGUUCUUGUGCGCAACAUUAGUGAUGAUGAGCUCCCUGUGUUCCUCCAGCUCUGUGACAUUUACACAGUGAACCGCCUGGUACUUGGUGUUGCACAAGUUCUCGAAACACUUGAAUUUGACAGACAUUUUCACGUCUAUGUUGUGCAGUCUACUUCUCAGCACACAGUUGUGAGGGACCUUCAGAACAUUGAGAGUGAGCAACUUUUCCUACACAGACAAGGCAACAGGCAUGUGAUAAAUGCUCGUCAUGCACUGCAUUAG